UCGUUUCGUAGUUUGGAACGUAAAAGAAAACGAUGCAGUUUAUUGUGUUGUGACCGCCAUGUUGUCGUUGUUCUGAUUUGAUUUUGUGAUGAGUCGUGUUUAUUAGCAACUGUAGACUAUUGUAACGAUGGAUCGAGCUCAGACCUCAAGUGAUUUGAGAGAACUAGUUGAGGAGGUCUCAGAUAGCGAGUUUAGUGAUUGGUCAGAUAUAGACAAUAUAUUAGAUGACCCAUCAUUUUUGGAUUCCUCGUCUGGCAGUGAGGACAUUUAUGAGUCUGGGGGGGACUUCGAAUCAGAUGACUCGAGAGCUCCUCUCCGCUCUUCACAACCUUCAAGACCGGUCAAUGAGGGGCAACCAUCUUCAAGCCAUCCUGGACCUGCACAGAAUGAUGAUGACACGCAGAAUGAUGAUGACACGCAGAAUGAUGACAUGCAGCCUUCUGCCAGUCCUCAGCCAGAACAUGGGCCAUCGACAUGGGUAAGGGUGUAUGAGGAACAGCCUCUGGAUGUGACCUCAUUAUUCAGUGUCAGACAGCCAGGCCCUAGAGAUUGUCCUGUUGAUCGCAAACCGAUUGAUUACUUCAAUCUGUUUGUGUCGGAAGGACAAAUAAAUGUCAUCACCAGGGCGACAAACACUUAUGCCAAAAAUAAGCGUGAACAAAUGCAGAGGUCUGGUAAACUAAAGCAACAUUCACGCAUUCAUUUUUGGCAUAAUGUAACAUUAGAAGAAAUGAAAAAGUUCUUGGCUUUGGUAUUGUACAUGGGGCUUACCCGACGCAAGCCUAUAUCUGAGUAUUGGUCUACCAAUCCAAUCCAGUACAUUCCUUGGGUAAGUCAGACCAUGACGUGCCGCAGGUUCCAGGCGUUGCAUGCAAUGUUGCAUCUGACAUCCAAGAAAACGGUGCCUAAAGGUCAGCCUGGCUACGACCCUUGGGGAAAGAUCUGGCCUUUCUUGGAUGCAGUGAAUAAUGCUUUCAGGCGACAUUACGUGCCAUACCAGGACCUGAGUAUAGAUGAAAGUAUGGUAGGGAUGAAGAAUCGGUGUGCAUACAUCCAGUACAUGCCGAACAAACGACAUGCAAGGUUUGGAGUGAAGAAGUUCGAGCUUGUUGACUCCAAAACCAUGUAUGUCGUACAUGUUGACAUGUAUUCUGGGAAUGACCAUCUGGCAAAGGGAAAUGCUCCUUUCACACAGAAGGUUGUUAUGAAUCUGUUGGAACAGGGAGGAUGUCUUGAUAAAGGCUACCAUGUCUUUACCGACAACUUCUACACGAAGUUGCCCCUAGCCCAGCGACUGUUGGAUAACAACACUUUUUUGACAGGGACUGUGAACAAGAACUCAAAGGACCUGCCAAAAUCUGUGCUGAGAACUGUGCUUGGUUCGCAAAAGUCUGUGUACUUCAGGCGAGGCCCAGUUCUUCUUGUUGGUUACAAGCAGAAACCUACAAGAAAGCCGGUCUACCUGAUUUCGACUGCGUACCAUGCAGAGGACAGGGUUAUCCGCAGUCGUAAAAGUGGUUUGGAGGCCAUCAAACCUGUUCUUAUAGAUAAGUACAGCCAGCUGAUGGGUGGAGUUGAUUGUAAGGACAAAUCCCUCUACCACAGGUCAUGCACUCGAAUUACUCGUCACUACUGGAAAACGUUAUUUUUCAACCUCCUAGACAUGUGUGUGUCGAAUGCGUAUGUUGUGUACGCACAUCAGUGCAUUCCUGAUGCACCCAUGGACAGGAAAAACUUUAUCCUGGAGGUGAUACAAAGCCUGGCUUCUGCCUCUGAUCCUGAGCCCAUUCGUGGUGCUGGCCCUGGAGGUGAUGAUCCUUCACAUAAAGCGGAGUACCUACCAUCAAAUCGGUUGAGGGUCUGCGGUGUAUGUGGGAAGCGUGCCAACCGUUGGUGCCCUGGCUGUAAUGUUGGGGUCCACAAACUGUGUGAGCUACAACUGAAACACUACUGGCGUCCCACAUACUGUGGCAGGAAAAAGAAGCGAGCCGUAUCACCAAGGUCUUCAAGCGAGUCUGACUAAAAAUAACUGUAUCAACGGGGUUGGAUUCCACCUGGCACCCGAUCAAGAAACUUCUCUUUGCAGUCAAGCUGUCCAGUGAUUCCAUUGGCCAAUACCACAAUGCUGGAAGGUCACCAGUCUGCGUGUAUUCGCACACCUGAACGUGUUGUGGUUGCUGGGUUCGUCAGUGUAUGCUGUGAUACUCGUGGUACAUCGCUCGACACAACCUGAGGCUGAGAACGGUUGUUGGCGCAAGAAUGAGAUCACCAUCGUCUCACUUAUCACCACGUUAUUUCUGGCCUUUUUCGAAGUUCUUGGCAUCAUUGAACAAUAUCAUCCUAGAAAGAAACUGUGUAUGCCGUUAGCCAGAAUUAUGGCUUUAAAUUGAUUGAACAUUUACACUUUGAUUUUUGCUUCGUUCUCAAAAAUAAAUGAGAUGAGCAACACACUUCAACCUCUCAGACCAAAGAAUGACUCUUUUACAACAUCUCAGCCUCCCUCAGCAGCUUACCAAGUCGGAGCUAAGUUUCCAAAAUCCCUCUCCAUAUCAGAACCAUAUACUUAUGAAUGGAAUUCAACUUUGUCAGCUGAAAAAUUUAUGAAUUGUAGGAAUAUAACUGUUCCUUGUUCUUCAACAACAGCAAUUACCAUGAUGACUGUACUCAUGUCUGUUUGGGCUACAAAUAGUACAUUUACUCCAUUGUCUUCUAAUGAUGGACAUUCUUUCAGUAGUGUUUCAACUCUUCCUUCAACGCCGUUAUACAAUUCAAGCUCUCAGAAUCUGACCACUUCUUCACAGUUGACUGGGCUUGAUGAUACAACAUCUACUAAUCUGGGAAUGUACUCAAGUCUAGAUCCGUAUUCAACAACAGAUUUUGAAGUAGAAUUUGAUAGUGACCAAAUUAAUGAUUUCAAAGAUUCUGAUGAAUUUCUUAGUGUUGACAGUAGUUUUACAGACUCUACAGUCAGUGAAAGUGUUCAAGAGUCAGGUGAAACUGCAGUAAACACAAAUGUCCCUAGCUUAUCCGAGACAACACAAUUAACAGAACUGACUAACAAUGAUGUGACUGUGGAAAACUCUACACCAUCUGAUAAUUACCCGAGUUCAAUAGAAUUAUCUACCCAGGAUUUUGAUUUUACAAGUUCAUCAACUUCCAGUGACUCAGUUUCUCCUGAAAGCACAUUAGUGGAACAAAUAUGCAUCAAAACUGUAUGUGACACUGUUCCUUCAGAACAGUCAACUACAACCCGUACUGAUCAGCGGAUUUCACUUCCAGUGUGUACAACACAAACAAUGGUAUCAACCACCCCCACCACUACUACUUCUAAUACAGAACUUAUUGAGGAAUUCAUGAAAAAAGCGAAGAGAAUGCCCUCAGGUACAUCCGAAGAAGAAAACGGAGUUCAAGAAGCAGGGGAAGGUACUGACAUUGAGCAUCAAGAUUCACUGCCGUACGAUAUAUCCAAGGUACAAAAAUACUCAGAGCUGUUAGUUAAAAAAGAUGACACCAAAAAGAAAAUUCUUAAAGAGGAGGAUGUUACUAAAGAAAUUAUAAGAAAAAAUCACCCAAAGAAAAACAAUCAAUGAGUAAAGAGCGAGAAGAUUCAAUUAACUCCGGAUGGUCAGACAUUCCUGAAAUCCGAAUAAUUCAGACAGAGAGUGCAGAGCGAUUGGAUGAUGUGGGAGGCCAAACAAGAACAAAAAAGAAUUGUGAUACAGAUAUAGAUAGUGAAGAAAAGUUUAAAGUUACAAAAAGGAAAUUAAAAAAAGGAAAAUCACGACAGAAAAUCAAUCAAAUUUCCGAAACUAAGAAGAGUAAUAAGAACAUGAAAAAUAAUAAACCCAAGAAAGAGCUGAAUUUUAAUGAAAAAGAUAGUAAAGAUUCUCCUGAAAACACCAAGAAGGCUCAUAAGUAGAAAGGUAAUACAAUUACAAAAGAAAAUAGAAUAUCAUCAACAGAGAACCGUGCUGUAGAUGAUGAUGUUAACGAUGAAGAGAACCAGUUAAUGUCAGAGAAUGAUGAUGAAGAUGAAAAUGAUCAAAGCAAAUUUAUUGUUCGUAAAGUAAAAUCAGGAAACAACAAAUUAAAGAAACUACAAAAUCACAGUUAAACACAGCCAAUAGAGGUGUCAAAAAGGUUAAAGCUAAAGAGAACAAAUCUACAGAAGAAAAUUUUGAAAAUAAAUCUACAGUUAAAAGUAACACAGUGGAAUCAAGUAAUGAUAGUGAAGAAUCAAAUGAACAUGCUGAAAGUGAAGAUGAUGAGAUGAAAGAGGAUAACUAUACAGAUCAAUCUGAUACAGAAGAUAACAGUGAUCAAGGAAAUAGUGAGGAUGAGAAUGAUGUAGAAGAUUUUCCUUGUGAUGAAAAUAAAAUAAAAAACUAUAAAUGUUCACAGCAAGACAUUAAAAAACUAACAAAUGAUUUUGAAAGUGGAGAGAGUGGUGAGAGUGAUGUUUCAUCCCAAAAUACUGUUAAACACGUUAGUUUACAGCAACAAAGAAAAGAAAGUAGAGAAGAAGAUAUUAAUAAAAAACAACCCGUUAAAGAAAAAACAAACUCUCAGAAAGUAAUGGCCAGAUUUAAAAUUGCAAAUGUUCUUCUGAAUGAAGCAAGAAGAAACAGUAGUGGUCUUGAGGAAAGUUAAGUUAAAUUUAUACAAUUAAUGGAAAAAACAUAUUUAUUUGAGUCAUGUAUUUUGUGACGCACUAAUAAGUUAACAUGUUACCUUUUGUGGAAGAGUAUUUUAUAAAACCUGUGAUUGUGCAUAUUUUAUCUCAUCAAAGUAAUUUUGUAGCAUGUGAGAAGUAAUUAAUUAUUUUACAAUAAAAAUCUUGAAAUAUGGUACAUUAAAAACAUAACUUAAAAUGAAUCUAAAAUUUUGCUAUUGAUUUCAACAACAUGUUUAUAAGGCUAAGGUUUGGAGAGUGAAUACUGUAAGAUGUACUCUUUAGUAAUUCUAUAACAUUUAUCUGAAUAAUUAUAUUACUUUUGUUGUGAUUCAUUAGGCUUCUUACUCUAAAUGUGAACCAUGACAGAAGUUUUGGUUUGAGGGUAGAGUUCAAAUCCUAAAUUAAUUCUGGUACAUUCGUCCAUUUAAACUUCAGAAUGAUUUUGUAUAAUCAAUCCAAUGUUGUUUCUCUAGUGUGUGUAUAAUUUUUUAUUGUCUUGUUUUAUUUCAUUUUUCUUUAUAUAAAAUAACCUAACAUGACUUUAAACUGCAAUAAUUUGAUACUGGCAUUAAAUAAAUAUUUUUUUUUAUAUUUGUAUUCUAUACUCAGAAAUUUUGAACAUCGGUAUAUUAAAAAAAAUCAAUAGCAUAAAUGCUUCAAAGUGCCCAUACAAAAUAUUUCUAUAAAAAUUAAAAUGUUAUGUUAAUGUUAAGUGAUCUGUUUUUUUAACUUUUAUCAUUGUAUUCUAAAUCAAAUAAAUUUUAUUUUAUCUAAAAAAUUCUAUCAGUUAAGUAUCGUAAUAUAAAUUCUUUUAAUUAUUAAAAAAUUCCUUUUAAGAAAUGUCUAUAGACCUACUUUUAAUAAUAAAUUUAUGUCAAAAACUGUUUUUGUAGUUGUGACAACAUUAACCGUUUCCUAUCCCUACAUACUGGUUAUUAUGAAGAACCAGAUUCCAAAUUUUAAGAUUUGUACAGCUCUAGUAAUCCAGAAACAUAGUAUUCAAUUCCAAAAUAUUGGAUUAGACAAAAAGGAUAGAAUCCAAAGCUCCACAUUUGGUGCGCAAAUUAAAUUCCUACGUGUAUUAUGUACAAUUCUGGUGGUCACCUUGCGCCACGUACUGAAAAUUAAAACGCCUUGUUGAAGGUUCCUGUUAAUGAUUCCUACAAGCGUAACUGCUGUGUGAAAUUCUGAAACUGCCAGAUUCUACACCAAGUGACCAUGGAUAAUAACAAAAUCAUGAUAUUUCCCUCAGCAAUGCACUUUUGAAAGAACUAUAAUCAUUAAUUGUUGUCUCUAACCAAUAAUUUAUUGUUGUAACUAUUUUUUAUGUACCACUACAAUUAGCACCGACUUUUAAUUUAUCACCUAAGUGAAUGCACCACAUAUUGUAAAAACUGUUAAGUUCUCUAACUAUACGUUAGUUAGUUUCUCUUGGUCUAUGACCUAUAGUAAAUUAUUUCUCACAAUCAGUUGAUCUCAAAUUUCAAACUUCAAAGUAAUCACAUUUAUUUACUGUUAUGACUGUUAAAUUGUAAUAUUUUAUAAAAAUUUAUCUUCUCUAAUGAAAUGUAAAUAAAUUAUAUGGUAGUAUUAGUUAUGGAUUAUUCCAGUAAAAAAUGUAUACAAUCAUGUAUAGAAUUAUUUAUAGUUAGUUUUCAUUCACGUCAAAUUUUCAGGUAUAUGUAUGUAGUAAGUAAUAAGAAUUUUUGUUUGUUGUUUCAAUAUUGUACACUGUUGUAUAUAAUAAGUAGUUGAUUAUCUAAAUAUAUUGAUUUUUUUGUA
Messenger RNA from Homalodisca vitripennis (glassy-winged sharpshooter), 6457 nucleotides. RefSeq names its product piggyBac transposable element-derived protein 4-like. Bases 128 to 2023 code for a protein of 631 amino acids. The transcript has 7 exons. The record is from RefSeq and is a predicted model, not a curated record. Lineage: Eukaryota; Metazoa; Arthropoda; Insecta; Hemiptera; Cicadellidae.